CUGCAAUGGUACGCGGACGUGACUACGUCUUUAAAUGGCUGUGCCCGUUAUUUUAUCUUCAGUUUACAUUGCUGGAAAGCACUCAACCGCUAGGAAAGUAGCCUGGGAGUCUUAGCACGCAUUAACAGAAUAGAAAGUCCUUGUUAGUCUUCAGAAGGAUUGAUAAAGCUGAUUGAUAACUGUCACUGCAUGCCAGCUUGUCUGCAGCCAGAGCCACGUUGCAAGCCUGAAGAAUGAUCUCAACUUCCACGGCAGCACUUCAGCUCACGGUCAAACUACUUUUACUGCCCUUGUGGUUGCUCAGCUUUCUAGGAAUAUGGGGCCCGUUUAGCAGUUUAUUCUUCCCGUAUAUCAUGAACUGUCUCGCAAAAGAAUACAGUGUGAAAAUGAUCAAACGAAAGCGGGACCUUUUUUUUAACUUGCAAGACUUUCCCAGGCACAAUGCCAAGCUAACUGUGCUGGAGAUAGGUUGUGGAACAGGUGUCAACUUCCAGUUCUACCCAAAGGGCAGCAGAGUCAUCUGUGUGGAUCGCAACCGCCACUUCGACAAGUUCCUGAGCGAGAACGCGAAGAAGUACCCCCACCUCCAAGUGGAGAAGGUCGUGAGCCCUGCAGAGGACUUGAACGGAGUGGCCGAUGGGUCAGUAGAUGCAGUGGUCUGUACCCUGGUCCUCUGUUCUGUGAACAACGUGCAGAAAGUUUUAAAUGAGGUUGUCCGUGUGCUGAAACCUGGAGGAACCUUUUACUUUAUGGAACAUGUUGUUGCAGAUCCUUCAACCUGGACUUACUUCUUCCAGCAGAUCAUUGAUCCUUUGUGGUGGUAUAUCGCAGAUGGCUGUUGCCUUAUAAGAAACACUGCAAAAUACCUGGAGGAGAGUGGGUUUUCUGAUCUGAAAGUGAGACAUAUGCAAGCCCCACUGAAAUUACAUUUGGUGAGGCCUCACAUUGUAGGGUAUGCAGUGAAAUAAUAGCUGAAGGAGAAAAUGUAACAUACAUGGGUUGGACUGAAUGUAGACAGAUAUGUGAUACUUUUAGAGUAGUAUAUCAAUCAUAAGUCUUUCAACAUACCAGUAUUGUAUGGUUGUUUUCACAUUAACAUAUUAUUUCACUAUCAGAAGUAAUUCCCCCCUUCUAGGUUAUUUUAGGAUUCUGUUAGUAGAUGUUACAUAUUUAUAUUUUGUAUGAUUGCACUAACAUAUAAAGUAAUCUAAAUAUGACUGUGAAAUAGAGAUUAUACCAUUGCAUUGUUUCAGGAUAUAAACAAGACGUUAUGGUCUGUGUCCUGUCGUGUGUGAUACAUUUAUUUGUGAUUUCAUAUGGUUUAACAAUAAUGUACUCACUAAUGAUUUGACUAUUGGUGUGAAGUAAAGCUGUUCUACAUAAGAUCACUGCUGCAAAAAUUAGAAUUCUGACUCACAAGUAACCAUCAGAUAGAUGUCAAUCCCUAGGACAGAUCUUUUUCACUAUUAGACAUCACUUUGAGUACAUAUCAAAUGCUUGUAUUCUCAGUCAGAGAAGCCAAGUCUGCACAUUUUUUUCUCUUUUUUUAUGCUGCAAGGAGUGAAAAGACAUCAGAAAAAUCUAGCCAUCUUUUUUACUGAAGAAAUGGAGGAAAACAGAGUAAUGUACUGAAUUUCCCUGAUUUUUCUCUCUUUCUUAAUAUCUCUUAUUGUUUUAAGAUUGGUCUUAUUUACUUACUGAUAUGUGUAACAAUGUGAAACAUAAUAACACAAAACAAAUACCCAAUGGAUACAGAACUAAUAAAACAGAAAGUAAACCACGACCAACAGAGUACUUCUGAAGCGUUUCUCUCUGAAGAAGCCAUGUAAUGAUGGUGAAAGCGCUUAGUGUGUGGAACAGUUAUUAAACGCUUCAGAAAUACUCUGUUGGUCGUGGUUUACUUUCUGUUUUAACAGUUUGAAACAUACCUGAGCAUUAAGAAAUGCAGUAAAGAAUUAAAUCUGAAAAUUAAAAAAGUGCACAACAAAAAUGAAUUCCAGUGCUUGAGUAAUACCCUAUUGAAAGUGAAUUUGCUCAUUCAUUCUUUUAUAGAAUUUCAAAAUGCUUAAUACUAGUAAUGAAAGAAAUAAAAUUAAAACCAGCUUAGAUGAAUCACACGCUCCAUCAAUCAAUGCUCACAAUCAAUGCUCACAAGUCAAAUUAAUGACCAACUAUAUGAGCAGUGGUCUCUACCCAUGGAAUUUACUAAGCAUUUAGGGGGAACAGAAGUAGAUUGCUAAGGCUUUCUUCCACAUCUUGCAUACACAUCACGUUUGCCUAGGGAGAAUUUAUCCUACCUUGUUUAUUUGGGAGAUGGAAGGAUACCAGAGUACCUGGAGAAAGCCAGUACAAACACACUAAGGACAUGCAGACUGCGCUCAGAAGACACAAAGCAAGACUCAUAACUAGAAAACAUGUUGCUGUAACAGUCCUACCCACUGCACCACUGCGCCAUCUGCUUCACAAGAUACUUUCCACCAAAGAAAAAUUAAAUAUAAUGAAUGCCUUCAGCAGGAGCAUAAAAAGAUAAAAUUCAAACUCAAUCUAUUGAAAACAGGUAAUGCGCAGAAUAAAACAAGUUAAAAUGUAUAAAUGCUUACAGUGAAAAUUGUGUAAUACUUAAAUGGCCUGCUUUUUUAAGUUGCAUAUAAAAUGAAUUCAGCUGAAAAUAGUCAUUAUUGUUUUUAGUUUUUCACUGGUGCAAAAUAUAGUUUGAGUCAUCCAAAUUGCUUUUAAAGGAAGUUAUGCAAUACAUCAAUGAGCACAUUUUCACAGCUCAUUUUCUUACAAAAAUAGCAUCACAGGAUUAAUUCAUCAGAACAUGGUAGUGUUGCUUACAGUGAAUUAAAGUUGUGAUCAUUGCGUUGAUUAGCGAGAAUAUGAUUGUGGAUAUAGUGCAGGAGUCACAAAGAGUGAUCAUUGUGUUAUGUAGUGGGGGUGAGUGACAGUAGAGAAAUGUGUCCCUUUUCCAUACUGCUUUGUGAUCUUAGAGUUAGUAUAUUUAAAGAUGCAGGGGUGUUUGGGUGCAGCCCUGGAUAGAGUGCCCCAUGCAAAAUACACCAGUUUUAUAUUUGUUUUGCAGUUCAAUGGGCAGGAGAUUGUUUUUGUUUGCUGUACGAGACCUCAAGGAAAAUGGACAUUGGUGAUCCGGUGCAAACCUGGUUUUAAAUGCUUGAUGUCAUUACUAUCACCCAGUCUGAUGAACGUCUAUAAAAGGAGGAAUAAAAAUACUUUCUGAUUAUGCUA
Messenger RNA from Protopterus annectens (West African lungfish), 3246 nucleotides. Its product is annotated as methyltransferase-like protein 7A. NCBI's taxonomy places the organism in Eukaryota, Metazoa, Chordata, Ceratodontiformes, Protopteridae. Bases 234 to 968 code for a protein of 244 amino acids. The transcript has 2 exons. The record is from RefSeq and is a predicted model, not a curated record. Gene Ontology annotation, molecular function: S-adenosylmethionine-dependent methyltransferase activity.